Messenger RNA from Nicotiana tabacum (common tobacco), 1514 nucleotides. Its product is annotated as transcription factor MYB46-like. The record is from RefSeq and is a predicted model, not a curated record. NCBI's taxonomy places the organism in Eukaryota, Viridiplantae, Streptophyta, Magnoliopsida, Solanales, Solanaceae.
GAAAAAGAGUCUCUGAACACAAAACAAAGAAUCCAUACAAUGAGGAAGCCUGAGUUCUCUUCUUCCUCCUCAGGCAAGAACGGGACGAACAGUAACAACAACAACAACAACAACGCGAACGUGAAGUUGAGGAAAGGGUUAUGGUCACCAGAGGAAGAUGAGAAGCUGAUGCAUUAUAUGUUGACAAAUGGACAAGGGUGUUGGAGUGAUGUAGCAAGAAAUGCAGGAUUACAAAGGUGUGGGAAGAGUUGUAGGCUAAGGUGGAUUAAUUAUUUGAGGCCUGAUCUUAAAAGAGGUGCUUUUUCACCUCAAGAAGAAGAACUUAUUAUCCAUUUACAUUCCCUUCUUGGGAACAGGUGGUCACAAAUAGCUGGACGUUUGCCAGGACGUACUGAUAAUGAAAUCAAGAAUUUCUGGAAUUCGACAUUGAAAAAGAGGCUAAAGAAUUCAUCUUCUUCUUCUACACCAUCACCAAAUGCAAGUGAUUCAUCCUCAGAACCCUGCAAAGAUCUCAACAUGGGAAUCAAUCAAGGGUUCAUGUCAAUGGAAAAACAUAACCUAAUGGCCAUGUACAUGGACUCAACGUCGUCUUCUUCCUCAUCGAUGGCCCUAAACACCAUUAUCGAUCCUUUGCCAACGCUCGAGCACAGUCUAAUGAACAUGCCUAGUAGAUUUGGUGCACCUUCAUACUUGACUACACAACCAUGCAUGGUACAAGGAGGGAAUGUGACUAAUGGAAGUCUUUUUUAUGGGAAUAAUCAUGGGAUAUUUGGAGGAAAUCUUGGAAUUGAAGGAGAGAUCUAUGUUCCACCAUUGGAGAGUGUAAGUAUUGAGUAUCAAAAUGUUGAAGGUGGGAAUUUAGUUGAAAGGAGCAGCCAAAACAGUAACCCUAAUAAUAACAAUAUGACCAACUUGACUAGCCAUUUCAAUAGUAGUAGUAAUAUCAAAGUAGAGAAUUUUGGAGGGAUAGGGAAUUAUUGGGAAGGAGAUGAUCUAAAAGUGGGAGAGUGGGACUUGGAGGAAUUGAUGAAAGAUGUUUCACCUUUCCCUUUUCUUGAUUUCCAAGUUGAAUAAUCCUAGAACAACCUUAAUUUUCCUAUGGAUAUCAAGACCUUUUAUUUUUCUUUCAAUAUUAGACCACAUAAUUUCAAUCCUAUAUAGUUCAUAUAAAACCUCAUAUAUUGAGAUAAAUUUGGACAGGAAAUUGAAGAUGAGAGGGUAAAGAAUCUCAUGAGAAUAAGGAUCAUUUCCUGGUAGAUAUAUACUUUUAUUUCCUGCAAUGCACCUAACUCUUUGUAUAGGAUAUUUUGCAUUACCUUAUACUUUAAAUGAUGUAAUUAGAAAUAGGGUAAUUUGGUCAUUUUUACUUCAAUUUGAUGUUUGUAAUAAUCACCAUGUACUUUUGAAGGAAUAUAUGUAUAGUCACAUAUGAAUAUUGUAGAGAUUAGUGAUAUUGUCUAUUAGUCUUUCGUGUACAAAACUUUUUGAAAUGUAAGCAAUUAUGUUUUUUAUUA